Messenger RNA from Rotaria sordida, 5613 nucleotides. Lineage: Eukaryota; Metazoa; Rotifera; Eurotatoria; Philodinida; Philodinidae. The record is from the annotation of a GenBank genome assembly.
AUGGACAAUAUGAAUGAUGAUGUAACCUAUCCGCUUGAUAUAAGUUCACUUAAUCGAUAUUUUAUUCAAUUGAUUUCUUGUGGUGAUGAUUACCAAUUUCAAGAAUUGAUUAAAACAUUUUUACCAAUACUUAUUCGAAGUAUUGAAUUACAAACAGAUGAUUUUAGAAAAAAAGUAGUUGAAGUUUUUAUACAUAUAAAUAAACGAGUCAAAACUCGACCGGAAAUUCAAAUUCCAGUCCAGAGUCUUUUAGAAAUAUUUACAACAUCAAUACAAUGUUCACCAUUUGCUUCUAAUUUUUCUAUAAUGUAUAUUAAAAUGGGUUUUAUGCGUUUAAAACCUGAUCAUCAAGUUGAAUUAGUACCUCUUCUUUUUCAAUCGUUAACAAAUCGAUCAAUUUCUCAUCAAGAAUUACUUAUGGGUCUCAUUGUUUAUGCUUUACAACAUAUUAAAAUUAUUCCAAAUAUGAAUGAAAAUAUUAUUAAAUAUGGUCUUACUGAUCAACCAAUAAUUCGAAAUUUAUUUCUUAAUUUUCUUCUUAAUGUUAUUCUUUUACCUUACAAAUUUGAAGAGACUAAACCUCGAAAUACGACUCGAACUACUCAACAACGAUCAUAUAUUGAACCUUCUCAAGCACCUAUUGAUGAAGUACUUUUUUCAACAAUGGAUGAUGCACCAAGUAAAGAAGUUGAAGUAUUUAAACAACCAUAUCCAUGUAUGAAUGAACAAUUAUAUAAUCGAAUAACUGAAGCUAUACAAACCGAUGAUUUAAAUCAAGUUGAAAAACUUAAAGUUGCAAUAUUAAAAUUUCUCAAUGGAAAUAUUUAUUCAGAAAAUGAUAUCAUAUUUCAUUUUGUAUUAGCAACAGCUGAUUCAAGAUACUCUGUUGUUUUAGCUGCAGAACAUGAUAUAAAACGUUUAACAGUUGCUGUUGAUUGGAAUUCAAUGCAACAUGUACAAAGUUUAUUUGAAUUCUUUUUAGGAACAUCAAAAACAAUUAAACAACAGAAUGAAGAACUGAUUCGUAAUCCAUCAAAUACUCGAAUACGUUUAAAACUUUAUCCUUAUUUACUUAAGUCACGAACAGCUAGUACAAUUUUUCCACAUGCGAUUCAAGUUCUUUAUGAAAGUCUUUUUGGUAAUUCAACAAAUAUUCGUAUUAAAUAUUUUUCAUUACAAUUUGCACAAAAUAUGAUACAAAAUGCGGAAUUGAAUAGUCUUGUUGGUGUAUCAAAAUUAAUAUUACAUGCAUUUGAAAAAAUUCUUAAUACAGAAACAAAUAAAACACAUGAUGCAUCUCGUUUAAGAAGUUUAACAUAUGUUUUAAUUGGUAAACUUUCAUAUCGUGUACCAAAAUUAUUUUCUGAUGAUAUUAGAUUAACACAACAAUUUUUUGAAGCAUUAAAAACAGAAGAUAAUGAAUGUUGUUUAAAUAUUCAAGAAGCUCUAACUCUCUUAGCAUAUGCUCAAAAAGAUGCAAGUGUAUCAAGUAAACAUAUGCUUCAACAAUUAUUAACUCAACAAGUAAUGCCUAGUUCAACUGCUGAAUCUCAAUCAGUUGAUUAUCCACAAUGUCGUCAAGCAGCUGUAUCAUAUGUAAUGGACGUAUUUCCAUCGAAUGAUUGUACAUCACGUUUUAUUCUUCUAACUGCAUGUUCAGAUAAAAAUGAAGAUAUACGUUCAUUAGCUCGUCGAAAUUUAUUUACUGAACAAGAUAAUAAUUAUCCUGAUUUUCAAUUAUUACUUAAAUUAAUUUUAUCAAAUAUUAAUAAAAAUUCUUCAAUAGAUAGACAAACAUUAAUUUAUCAUCCUCAAACAUAUCAAGAAAUGAUUUAUUAUCUACAUCGUUGUUUAAUACGACAAAGUUUUAAUGGUGAAAAAACAACACCAUUAUGGAAAUAUGAAGAACAAUUAUUAUAUGUAUAUGAUAUAGCAAAACAAAAUACAACAAUUUGGUAUAAUUAUAUACAAUUUUUACUUGAUUUUGUACUUAUUAUACAUGAUUGUUUAUCAACAUAUUUUUUAUUUGAAGCUAUUAUUAUUGGUUAUCAUUUAAAUGAUAAUAAAUUAAUUGAAUUAUUUAAUGAUAAUUUAAGUUCAUUUCGUCAAUUAUGUCUUUUUUCAACACGUGAUGAUACACGUCGAUAUUCAUCAUUAUUAUAUGCAUAUGUAUUAUCAAAAAAUCCAACAAAUUUAUUAGCUAUUGAUGAAUUAAUUAAAAUUAUACAAAAUAUAAAUCAACGUUUUGAACAACGUGAAGCAAGUAUACUUGCAUUAGGUUAUAUUUGUUCAUAUUUAGAUAAAUCAAAUAAAUAUUUAAAUUAUGGAAAAAAUCUUCUUUUAAAAAUUUUUUUUGAUAAUCAAAAUGAAUAUAUUUUAUCAUUAUUAAUAUCAAUUGGACAACUAGCACGAAUGAAUUGUUUUAAUAAUGAUGAUGAAUUAAAUAUAAAAAAUUUUAUUGAAAAAAUUCAAAUUAAAAUAAAAACAAUUAAUGAAACAAAUCGAAUUAAAGAAAAAGCUAUACAAACAUUAGGAUUUUUAGCUGUUUGUUAUAGAGAACUAAGUCAAAAUAUUAUUGAUAUUUUAACACAAUCACUUGUUGAAACAAAACAAAUUGAACUUCAACUUAAUAUUGGUGAUGCUCUUGUAUGUUGUAUUCUUGGUGGUGAUACACCAUUGGUUAAUGAUCCUUAUGAUAUUUUUAAUCAAAAAUCUUUAUCUAAUAAUAAAAUAUCAAAAGAUGAAUAUGAAUUUCGAUCUGAUUUAAUAAAAUAUCUUAUUGAUCGUAUUCUAUAUUAUUCAUCUGAUAUAAAUAAUUCACAUAGUAGACAAGCAGCAUUUUUAUGGUUAUUAACAUUUCUUAUACAUUGUCGUCGACCAUAUUUAAUAUCAAUAUAUCGUUCAUUAUUUGAAUUAAAAUUAUUUUCAUUACAAACAAAUCUUAUUUAUGGUUUACUUGAUCAAGAUGAAUUUAAUCAAGAAUUAUCAUGUAAAUGUCUUAUUUAUAUAUAUGAAAUAAUUGAAAAUAAUGAAUUAGAAUCAAAAUUUAAUAAUAAAUUAUUUGAAUAUUUUACUGAUAAUACACGUACAUAUUCAAAUCAAUUAACAACAAUGAUUUAUGAACAUAAUACACAACAAAUAAAUAUAGAUAAUACACAAACAAUAUUUUAUAAAGAAUUAUGUUCAUUAGUUGACUUAUUAUCAAUAGAAAAAAAUUUUAAAUCUCAAUUAUUUUAUUCAUUUCUUUAUUUAGCACAUGAAAAUUCUAUAUGGUCAACAACACGUUAUGGACAAAUAUUUCAUAAAAAUGAUUAUGAAAAAAAAUCUAUUGAUUUUAUAUUUAUUUAUAUUGAACAAUUAAUAUCAAGACUUUAUCGUCUAUUAUAUGAUCCACAAAUGCGUAUACAAGAAUGUAUAAAACGUAUAUGGAAUAAAUUAUUUUCUUCAACUAAACAAAUAACUAUUGUUGAAAAAUAUUUUUCAAUUAUAUUUAAUGAUUUAUAUAAUGAUAUAUUAUCAACACGUUGGCGUAUACGUGAAAGUAUACAAUUAGCUUUAUUAGAUAUAUUUCGAAUGUUAAAUAGAAAAUUAAUUGAUAAUCAACAAUAUAUUAAAUUAUUUCAAGAAUUAUUUCGUCGUUUAUUAGCUGUUUGUGAUGAUACAAAAGAAUCUGUACGUAAAGCAGCAUUAACAACAAUUAAUUCAUUUAAACAAAAUUGUUUAUUACUUGCUUGUGAUCCAGCUACAACGAUAUCAAAUUCUAUGAGUGAAGAAGAACAUAAAGUACGUGGAAGAUAUGUACUUGAACAAGUUUUACCUGUUAUUUUAAAUGAUGGACUUUAUAAUAAAAAUGAAGAUAUUGCAAAAUUUUCAUUGAAUACAAUUAUCGAAAUAAUUCGUUAUGGUGAUCGUGAUACAUUAAAACCAUAUUGUACUGUAAUAAUCAUAGCUCUAUUUGAAGCUUUAUCAUCAAUUGAACCUGAUAUAUUUAAUUAUGCUUCAAUGAAAUUAUCAGCAUCUGAAAUGAAAGAACAAAUUGAUGUAGCACGUUUACAUUGUGCACGUUCAUCACCAAUAAUGGAUGCAAUAAAUACAUGUACAAAUCAAUAUGUUGAUGAAAAUAUAUUCGAUGAUCUAUCAGGAAAAUUAAUUGAAACAAUCAAACAUUCAAUUGGUUUAACAACAAAAUGUCUUAUUGGACAAUAUUUUAUAACAUUAAGUAAUUUAUAUCCAAAGAUUUCAUCAAAAUAUGUUGGUAAAUGGAUGGCUAUAUUAGUUAAUACAAUGAGUAUUAAUUCAAAUCGUACAUUAAGAAAAACUUAUACAAAUGUAUUAGGUUCAAUUGUACGUAUAGCAAAACGUUCAUCAAUUGAAAAUCUUUUACAAAAAAUUUCAACAUGGUAUUAUCAAACUGAUAAUGAUUAUCAAUAUGUUUGUGCAUUAACACUUAAUUCAAUAUCACAAUCAAAUCAUGAUAUACUUUUAGAAUUUGGUCAACAAAUAUUACCAUUAAUUUUUUUAGCUAUGCAAGAAAAUUUAUCAAAUAUUAAAGAUGAUAAUGAACAACAAGAAGAAUUUAUAUGGAAAAAUUUAUGGAUUGAACAUACAGGAAGUUCAAUAACUGGAAUUCAAACAUAUAUUAAAGGAAUUAUUGAUAAUAUACGUUUAGCUAUUGAACAUAAUUCAUAUACAAUGAAAAUAAAAGGUGCACGUGCUAUACAAAUGAUUGGAGAAAUAUUAAAAACUAAUUUAAAUAAUGAAUAUUUAUUUGUCUUAGUUGAAUUACUUUUAAAAGGACUUUAUGGAAGAGUUUAUGAAGGAAAAGAAUAUUUUCUUCAAGCUAUUGAAACAAUUUGUACAUGUUGCAAAGAUUCAUUAAAAAGUUCUUCUGAUCUUGUUCAACGUAUUUAUGAAAAUAUUCUUAAAGAAUGUAAAAAACAAUCACUUAAAUAUCGAUCUGUGGCUUUACGUGUAUUAUCAUUACUUGCUGAUGAAUAUAAUUUUCAAGUAUAUGAACUAUUUUGGACAUGGUUUGAAAAAGCAUUUAAACAAACGGAUCCAAAUGAAGAACAAGAUAAAAAAGAUAGUGAUGAAGAUCCAAUUAUAUCCGAUAAAUAUAAUCGAAUAUUAAUUGAAUGUUUACCAAGAUUUUGGCCAAAAACAUCUCAAAUAGAAUCUUCAUAUAAAAAAUUAACAUUUGAACUACUUAUUGAAAUAAUUAUUCGUUCAAAUUGGCAAAUACAAUUAAUUGUUAUACAAUCAUUAAAUGAAAUUUUACAAAAACGUUCAACAAUAAUUUCUUCGGAUAUAAUAUAUUUAAUUGAACCAAUUCUUAAUUUAGGUCCACGUACAAAAUCUAGUGGAUUAAAACGUGAAAUACUUAAAUUUUUAAAAAUUUUAUUUGAAAAUUCACAAUAUUCAAUAUGUUUUUAUGAAAAUGAACAAAUUAAAAAUAUUCUUCAAUUUAAUAUCGAUGAAAUGAUACAUGAUAAUCGUUCAACUGAAAUAAGUGAACAAGCUAAAGAAUUAAAAAAACAAUAUGAACAUUUAUUUAUAAAAACAAAAUCUAUGGAAAUAACAAAUUUUGAUCAAAAUGAAAAUAAUUUAUUUUGA